UUUCAGUACUUUUAUUGUUUGUCUAAUAUCACGCCUGUGUUUGGUUUCUCAGAAAACCACCGGAAAAUUUAAGGGAAAGAAAAGGAACGAAAGGAAAACAUAAAAUAUUUUUAAUUUCUGUUAUAGUUUAUAAUCUACCAUCAGAAAGCUGGCGGUUUUUUAUUUUUUGCAGAGUUUAUAUUAAAUAAAUGAACUUUUGGGUCUCUGAAUUCAUUUUUUAUUGUUGAGAAAAUGUAACUUUUUUCCCUGGAGAAUCCUUAACGGAAGUACUUUCCGGCAGAAUUUUAAAUUGUUCAGUGAUUUAGACUUUUUGUCUUGAAUUCUUGAAGCUCAACGUCAACCAACCAAUUGGUGGAAGUAUGGUAGCAGUCAUGGAAACUGGUGUAAACAGUUCUGGACCAGCUGAUGGUUCUGUAUCGCUAAUGGACCAAAAUGCAACCAAUCCUGGGCCAAUUGAUGCUUCUGUACUUUAUGACCAAGAAAACCAUGUCUCCUCGGCAGUAUGGGAUGGGCAGGAGCGUGGUGUGCUUAGAUGUCAUGAGCACACUUCAAAGUUGGGUGAAUGGAGGCUUACACAACGACAAAUUGAGUUGGUGGAGAAGGCUGGGUUUGGAUAUUUAAGAAGGUUUCCUUCUAUUAGCCUAGACAAUCCACUCAUUUCUGCUCUUGUUGAGAGAUGGAGGAAAGAAACAAACACCUUUCACUUGAGGGUUGGAGAAAUGACAAUAACCCUUGAAGAUGUUGCAUUGUUGCUUGGGUUAGCAAUUGAUGGAGAACCUGUCCUAGGUGUAACAUAUACUUCGUGCAAGUCAGUCUGUGAAAAGUUUCUGGGAAGGGUCCCUGAUACUGGGUACAUGAGUGGCGGAAUGGUAAAACUAAGUUGGUUGAAGGAGUACUUCUCCCAGUGUCCUGACGAUUCACCACUGGAAGAGAUUGAGCGCCACACACGUGCUUACCUUUUGUACCUUGUGGGAAGUACAAUCUUUUCAACUACUACUGGGAACAAAGUCCCUAUCAUGUACCUCCCACUGUUUGACGAUUUUGAAAAGGCAGGAAAGUAUGCAUGGGGUGCUGCAGCAUUGGCUUUUUUGUAUAGAGCACUUGGUAGAGCAUCUCUUAAAUCUCAAAGUACAAUCAGCGGUUGUUUGACACUACUACAGUGUUGGAGUUACUUUCACCUUAAUAUUGGCCGACCAAAUUUUUACCAAGAGCCAGUCCGUGAUUGUUUCCCAUUUGUACAUUGGUGGAAGGGAAAACAAAGUGCUGCAACAGUGAAACGGGACAUAAUAUUUUAUCGUAAGGCAUUGGACUCCCUAAAACCAUGUGAUGUGGAGUGGGUUCCUUACAAUAAUUUGGACAGUAAUUUAAUUCCAAAAAGUGUCAGAAGUAGUUUGAUUCUUGGGAGAUCAAAGACAAUGUUGAUCUGCUUCGACAAGGCAGAAAGACACCUCCCUGAUCGUUGCUUAAGGCAAAUUGGCAUGCUUCAAGGAAUCCCAAAAGAUGUGGAUCAUUGGGAGAGAAAGAGCCGUGGAGUUGACAGUGGGAUAGACCUGUCGGGGAAAAUGGAAUCAGAGCUUAGUGAAUGGUCAGCCCGUAAACUCCACAUUGUGCAAGAUGAUGGUGGCAGAGUUGAUGAAAGAGAAUACAUGCACUGGUAUUCAAGAAUUACACGUAAAUUUGUAGGAAGGCCAGUGUCUCCCUUGCCUCAGUUUCAGAGAACAGUAAAGUUCAGAACCAAAAAGAAGAGAAUGAAUGCUGGUUUAAGAGAUAUUGCACAUUUAGCAGAUACAUUCUUAACCGAAGGGUUGGAUCCCAUGCAAAUUGACUCUAUAACCAGGAUCAGGUCUAUUGCACAUGAUUGUUUAGGGGACCAUAUCGCAGAUGAAACAGUAAUUUCAGUCAAUUCACAGAUAGGAGACCUCGUUGAAGAUACAACCGUAGUUGCAACGACUUCACAGAAAGAAGACCAUGAUGGAAAUGCAACCAUAGUUGCAGCCACUUCACAGAAAGAAGACCAUGAUGGAGAUGCAACCAUAGUUGCAGUCACUUCACAAAAUGAAAUUGGCAAAAGAAAAAGGGAAAAGGAACGUGUAAGAAGGAACACCAAGGGUAAACGUAAGAGGAAGGAUGAUUCAGUACAAUAUUAUACUGCUAGGGAGGUUGAGCCAAUUCAAUUUUACGCUACACCAUUCAGGGCUGAUCCGAUGCAUUUAUGUUGUCAUUGUCGUGUUAUUAGUCACAUUGAUCAUUCAUCCAUUAAAUUUGGCAAAAGAGUGAAGAAAAAGGAUAAAGCAAGAAAGAAGUUGAGCAAGAAGACAAACCGGAAACGCAAGAGGAAGGAUGAUAGAGCGCAAUGUGAUGCAGCUGGUGAGGAUGCCCUGUCUCAAUUUCACAGUGCAGCUACCAAGGAUAAUCAGAUUCAAUUAUCUCCUGUUGAUAGCAAGGAUGAUCAACAGCAGCUAGUUCUUGCAGAUGGUGAGGUUGAAGGUUUGCAGCCACAUCAUGCUGAUGGUGAGCUUGAUCAUUCUGAACCAAGUCAUGCUGCUGUUGAAGGUGAGCGAUCAGAGACUAACCAUGCAGCUUCUGAAGGUAAAGCAGCAGAGUCCAGUAAUGCAGCAGAUAAGGUUGUUGACCCAAAUGGUGGUGACAUAGCCCAUGAAAUUAAUGACUUGAAUCUUUCUCCUGUUGCUGGUGAGAGUCUUCCACAAACAGCAAAAGUUGAAGGAGAGGUUGUUCCAGGGACAUCUGUUGAAACUGGGAAGGAUGUUGCACAGCAGAAUGAUAUUAAAAGUUGCAGUGUUGAAUGAAGGUAUUGUCAUGAAGAAUGAAUGAAUCUUUGCAAAUUAAGUCAUCAAGAGUUGCUUUCGGAAUUUGCAAUUUUCCUGCACAAUUUGAUUCUUAAUUCAUCAAUUUUCUUGUCUACUUUGGAUUGCCUAAAAUUUAUACCUAUAAUUGCAGGAAAGCCUGGGUGAUCUCUGCACAAAGGUAAAUGAGGUUAUCGUGUGUAUUUAUGAUCUCAAGUUUCUCUACUAUUUGGCCUCUUGAAAAUGGCCAUGGUAUGCUCUGUUUUCCGAUUUCUUGUUUAGUUUUUUAGUUGUUGCUUAUUGAAUCAGUUCUAUUAAUGUAGGGGGAAAAUUAGAAGUUUGUCA
Molecule: messenger RNA, 3149 nt
Organism: Hevea brasiliensis (rubber tree)
Lineage: Eukaryota; Viridiplantae; Streptophyta; Magnoliopsida; Malpighiales; Euphorbiaceae
Product: protein MAIN-LIKE 2
Exons: 6
Coding region: 360-2807 (815 amino acids)
Biological process (GO): meristem development; meristem maintenance
Source: RefSeq, a predicted model, not a curated record